Molecule: messenger RNA, 1779 nt
Organism: Bipolaris oryzae ATCC 44560
Lineage: Eukaryota; Fungi; Ascomycota; Dothideomycetes; Pleosporales; Pleosporaceae
Exons: 3
Coding region: 1-1779 (592 amino acids)
Biological process (GO): chromatin remodeling; regulation of transcription by RNA polymerase II
Cellular component (GO): RSC-type complex; nuclear chromosome; nucleus
Molecular function (GO): transcription coregulator activity; zinc ion binding
Source: RefSeq, a predicted model, not a curated record
AUGUUUACAAGCACGGGAAAGACGGCGCCGCCCCAGGCCUUCAUGUCCAGCUAUGCGCCACGACUGCGCAGCCACGGAAACUCGCUCAUAUCGCCCAUUGUCCCGCCCUCGAAUACGCUUCCUGCACCGCGCGUGACGAAACGUGGAACUGCCGUUCUCAGCUACGCGGAAGAUGCCUACGACGAUGACGACUUUGAGGAUAGCGACCGCCCGCGACGAGCAACAGGUCUCCGCAGUGUACAAAAGGCCGACCCGCUAAACGCUGAUCACUCAGCGCAAAUCGCUGCUUUGGGCGAGGAACUUACGGCACCAAUCGACCUGCAAGGAAUUUGGAGAGACUGGAUGGGCAGGCCAAAGCGAACAUUAACUGAGAAGCAAGUCCUGACGCAGUCCGUCCUACCAGUGACACUGAUCCCCAUUCGUAUAGACAUGGACAUUCAGGCUUUCCGCCCCGAUGCGCCGCUACCCACACCCUCGAAUGCUCGCGAGUUCGGCAUCAACGAGAACCUGCCCGCGUACAAACAGCCUGACGUCACCCCUGCAUACAGACUCAAGGACUCGUUUUUGUGGAACCUACACGAGGCUCUGACGACACCUGAUCAAUUUGCAAAGCAGUUUGUGGAUGAACUGGAUCUUCCAAAUGAGCGGAAACCCUUGAUAAUAUCUCAAAUUGCCAAUCAAAUCCGACAGCAGUUGGAGGAGUAUGCUGGCGUUGCGCUUCAUCCUCUCUUCCAUUCCGCAAACUCGCCUGCUGUACAGGGAACCGGUGCCAAACCUGCGCUGCCUUCGUCAUCUCGCGAUGGUACUUCUACUCCCGUAGUCCCAGCCACGAAUGGUGCAUCUACACCAAUGACAAACGGCGCAUCUCAAGCAGAAGGUGUGCAAACACCAGCAGGUAUACCAAAUGGCAUCAGUGCAAAAGCUACGGCCCUGCCUUCGGAAGAACUCCACAACCCGGAUGACACGUACCGAUGCAUCGUCACACUGAACAUCAACCUCAUGAACCGGUUAUACACGGACAAAUUUGAGUGGUCAUUGCUACACCCCCCAGGUUUUGCAGAAAUGUUUGCCAAGACGACGUGUGCCGAUCUUGGACUUUCAGGUGAAUGGGUGAAUGCUAUGACGCAUAGUAUCUAUGAAGCUGUCCUGCGGCUCAAAAAGGAGGCGUGUGAAAACGGCGGACUAGUGGGUGACGGAGAAAUUGACAAUGACGCUGUGGAGCCCACGAUUGGCGCAGGGUGGAGAUACGAUCAAGAACAUCUCUGUGACGAGUGGGAGCCAAAGGUUGAGAUUUUGUCGCCCGAAGAAAUCGAAAAGCGUGAAGGCGACCGCGAGAGGCAAAUUCGCCGAUUACGGCGAGAAACUGCGCGCUUUUCGUCAACAUCAAAUAUGACGGGCACUCCAGCCAAUGAGUUCUUCAACAACAUCGAAGGACAAGAAAACAUGGGCCGUGGUGAGCGUAGCAAGAAGAAGAGAAGAUUCAGGAGUUUGAGCCCUGUCGGGCGCGGCACACCUGGCGCUGGAGGAGGCGGAUCCGGCUAUGGUGGGCAGGACGGCGGGCUGCAAGAGGGGGAGAGGCAAACGUGGAGAUGUUCACACUGCUGGGUUUGGGGAACUGCGGUCUGGGCUGUUCGAGAUGGUCCAAAAGGACCGCGCAGCCUGUGCAAUAACUGCGGGUACCUUUACGAACGUGACAAGAAACUGCCACCUUGGUCUGAGAAUCUUUUCUACCAUGAAAGGCCAACGCACGAGAUACCCCAGUAUAGGCCACAACGAUGA